AUGUUCAGGAACGCCAUUCGCCAGUCCAGCCGGACCGUCGGCGCCAUCUCUGCGACCGGCAGAAUCGCUGCGGCCCGGCCCGCCGUCCCAGCUGUCUUCAACGGCGCCACCAAGCAGGUCCGAACCUACGCCGCUGAUGCCAAGGCUUCUCCCACCGAGGUCUCUUCGAUCCUCGAGCAGAGAAUCCGCGGUGUCCAGGAGGAGGCUGGUCUUGCUGAGACCGGCCGUGUCCUUUCGGUCGGUGAUGGUAUCGCCCGUGUUCACGGCAUGAACAAUGUCCAGGCUGAGGAGCUUGUCGAGUUCGCCUCUGGUGUCAAGGGCAUGUGCAUGAACUUGGAAGCCGGCCAGGUCGGUGUUGUGUUGUUCGGUUCCGACCGUCUUGUCCGUGAGGGCGAGACUGUCAAGCGUACCGGAGAGAUCGUUGACGUCCCCGUCGGCGAGGCCAUGCUUGGCCGUGUUGUUGACGCUCUUGGUAACCCCAUUGAUGGCAAGGGUCCCAUCAACACCACUGAGAAGCGCCGUGCUCAGCUCAAGGCUCCCGGCAUUCUUCCCCGUCGCUCUGUCAACCAGCCCGUGCAGACUGGUCUCAAGGCCGUCGACGCCAUGGUUCCCAUUGGCCGUGGUCAGCGUGAGUUGAUCAUUGGUGACCGUCAAACUGGAAAGACUGCCGUCGCUCUCGACGCUAUGCUCAACCAGAAGCGCUGGAACAACACCAACGACGAGUCGCAGAAGCUCUACUGUGUCUACGUCGCCGUCGGUCAGAAGCGUUCCACCGUCGCUCAGCUCGUCAAGUCCCUUGAGGAGAACGAUGCGAUGAAGUACUCCAUCAUCGUUGCUGCCACUGCCUCCGAGGCUGCUCCUCUUCAGUACCUUGCUCCUUUCACUGGCUGCUCCAUUGGUGAGUGGUUCCGUGACAACGGCAAGCACGCCGUCGUUGUCUAUGACGACCUUUCCAAGCAGGCUGUUGCCUACCGUCAGAUGUCCCUGCUGCUCCGUCGUCCCCCCGGUCGUGAGGCCUAUCCCGGAGACGUCUUCUACCUCCACUCUCGUCUCCUUGAGCGUGCUGCCAAGCUCAGCGAGAAGCACGGUGGCGGUUCCUUGACUGCUCUUCCCAUCAUUGAGACCCAGGGUGGUGACGUGUCUGCCUACAUUCCCACCAACGUCAUCUCCAUUACCGACGGUCAGAUCUUCUUGGAGGCUGAGCUGUUCUACAAGGGUAUCCGCCCCGCCAUUAACGUCGGUCUUUCCGUCUCUCGUGUCGGUUCCGCUGCCCAGCUCAAGGCUAUGAAGCAAGUCGCUGGUAGCUUGAAGCUUUUCUUGGCCCAGUACCGUGAGGUCGCUGCCUUCGCCCAGUUCGGUUCCGACUUGGAUGCUGCUACUAAGCAGACUCUUAGCCGUGGUGAGCGUCUCACUGAGCUGCUCAAGCAGAAGCAGUACACUCCCAUGGCCGUCAACGAGAUGGUUCCCCUCAUCUACGCUGGUAUCAACGGAUUUUUGGACAGCGUCCCGGUCAACAAGAUCCUUCAGUGGGAGCAAGACUUCCUUGCUCACCUGAAGAGCAACGAGUCUGACCUUCUCUCCCAGAUCGAGAAGGAGGGCCAGCUCAGCAAGGAGGUUGAGGGCAAGCUGAAGGAUGUUGUCGAUUCUUUCACCAAGAGCUUCCUUUCUUAA
Messenger RNA from Xylona heveae TC161, 1671 nucleotides. RefSeq names its product putative ATP synthase subunit alpha, mitochondrial. Gene Ontology annotation, biological process: proton transmembrane transport; proton motive force-driven ATP synthesis. The record is from RefSeq and is a predicted model, not a curated record. The transcript has 6 exons. Gene Ontology annotation, molecular function: ADP binding; ATP binding; proton-transporting ATP synthase activity, rotational mechanism. The coding region runs from base 1 to 1671 and encodes 556 amino acids. Lineage: Eukaryota; Fungi; Ascomycota; Xylonomycetes; Xylonales; Xylonaceae.